Molecule: messenger RNA, 4139 nt
Organism: Betta splendens (Siamese fighting fish)
Lineage: Eukaryota; Metazoa; Chordata; Actinopteri; Anabantiformes; Osphronemidae
Gene: rassf3
Product: Ras association domain family member 3
Exons: 7
Coding region: 206-1474 (422 amino acids)
Biological process (GO): signal transduction
Cellular component (GO): cytoplasm
Source: RefSeq, a predicted model, not a curated record
CGUGUGAAAUGAGAUCCAACCCGUUCUCCUGCGCGCCCGGACCGCCUCAACCUGUUACCGACGGCAGACGCGGGCGUCGGAGGCGCGCGGAUCAGUCGGUGCCACCACCGACGACGUCUCACCUGUUCGCCUUCAAAUUGACGCGCUCCCGCGCAGCCGGACGCGGCGCGCUCGCUCGUCAACGCCGUGCGUAAUAACUAGCGCCAUGCACGGAGGUCGGAAGUACGCCCCCACGCGCUCCGCGGUCACGGACGACUCGCCGCUGUCCGUGCAGGCCGUCCACGUCCACAGGUCCGCGGGGACGCCGAGCGAGCCGCCGGAGGCGACGUGGCCGCCGCCAGGUGCGAAAAUGCGCAACUCCAAAGGCGGAGUGGUGCGAGCCGCCCGCAGGAACGCGUCUCCGCAGCCGGCCAGCCUGGAGAGUCUGGAGGCGGCGUGGAGCAAGGCGAAAGCCCACGACAGCUUCCCGAACCCCCAGAGGCGGAACAGCGAGGCGAGCCCCGCCGGGAACCGGGUCGAGGGUCCGCCGCGCGGCAAGAAGAAGGGCUUCAGACCCCCUGACGUCAGAACCAUCUUCACGCCCGGGGAGAGGGACCCGAGGGUGAAGCAGGAAACCGGCGCGGGCCACAGCUUCGAGCCCGGGGUCGAGGACAGCUGGUGCGAUCACUGCUGCAGAUACGUCUUCCAGCAUGGCCUCACCUGUACAGGCUGUAAGUACACGUGCCAUGAAGCCUGUCUCAACCAAGUGUCCCUGGAUUGUAACUCUGGAACUUCACUCAUCAGCCAGGAUCAGCUCAACAACAACACACAGGUCCACGAUGUGGAGAAGGACAGGGAGCUGCGGACUGAGUUCAGCACGGAGGAGAUCAGGCAGAUGAUUGAGAAGUACAACAUGCUGACCAAAGACCUGCUGAAAAUGACCCUGGGUCCUGCUGGUGUCUAUACUGGUUUCAUCAAGGUCCAGAUGGAUCUGCGAAGGCCGGUAACGGUGCGGGGCCGCCAGACAGGAGCAGGAGGAGCGCUGGUGGAGGAGGCUUUUUAUCUGCCCCGAGGAGUCCUCAACACCCUCCACAUCAGCUCCAAUAACACAGUCAGACAGGUGAUCGUCGCCCUGCUGAACAAGUUCACGGUCGCCGACAACCCGGCCAAAUACGCCCUGUACAAGCGCUGCCACCGAGAGGAGCAGGUGUAUGUGUGUAAGCUGGUGGACACCGAGCAGCCUCUGUUCCUUCGUCUCAUGGCUGGGCCCGACCCGGACACGCUGAGCUUCGUGCUGAGAGAACAACAGACUGGAGAGGUCAUGUGGGACGCGUUCUCUGUCCCGGAGCUGAGGAACUUCCUGCGGAUCCUGGACAAAGAAGAGCAGGAGCAGCGGGAGGCGGUGAUUCGCCGUUACAGCCUGUACCGUCAGAGACUGCAGGAGGCGCUGGUGGAGGCCCAAGGGCCAAGCUUCCCAAAGGAUUUAACUGUAUAAGCACGAUGCUGAUGGAGGACCGUUUUGUAAGGCUUAACGAAGAGGGGGGGCGUGAACGCAGAUUGAACCGGGAGAUUCCAGCACCUGGAUGGGAUGAUGCAGACUGACCGAUGGAUGAUAUAAAACACAGUAAGAGGACAGAGAAACUGAAAUACAGCAAGUGAAGGACAGGAAAAAGGAGAAAAGGACAAGUGUUAAGCUGGACUUCAAACUGCUGCUGGCUCUGCAAACACAAAGAUUCACUCUGCCUGUGCCAUAGUCCUCCGUCUGCUCUCCCUCUCUCCCUCCUUCUCGUUCCCCGUCUGUCCUGCUGUCACCUCAUUGAUGCAGGUUUUCUGAUUCCUCCGCGUUCCACACCAAACUGUUUAUUCUUAAACUCGUGAACAACUCGGCGCCAAAUGUGCAGUUAGAAAUUAAUUUAAUUUGUUUUACAGAUCUGUGCAUAUUUUUUUAUUUAUAUGGGUGAAGCGUUUUGUUCUCUUUAUAAAACAAAGUCUUAUUUGAAUUUUUUCUCGAGCUGGAACAGCAUCGGUUGUUGACACAGAUGCAGAGAAUAGUUCAAACUUCGGAUAGAGGUAAACACACAACAUGAGUCAGAAACCACCGAGCAGAAGGUUGAGCAGAUUGAAACAAGAGGGUGUGGUCGACCGUUUUGACUAAAAGAGGAUAAAUGAGUGAAGUAUCUAUACAUGAGAAAGGAGGAUCCAAGUUUUAGAAAAGGUAAACGGGUGAAGUAGGUUAGCUAGGGAGAUAUCGAUAGAUGUGACCUCUGCUUGGUCGGAGGAAGGAGAAAUGAAAAUAGACUAGUUUCUGUAAGUUGAAUUAAGAAGGACACAGGAAGUAGAAAAGGAACCUUAGAUGGAGGAAGGAAAAUGAGUAGAUGGAUCAGAGCAGAGGAGGAAAUCUAAGGGACGAGUGUCGUAAAAGCAGGAUGAGAACAAUGAUGGGAUUUUCCUCAAACCAAAAGUUAUCAUGAUUAAGAGCUUGUGCAAGUUUUGCGUUUAUGAAUCCACAGCUGAAAGAAAUCGAGGUCUGGAGGCGCUGAUAGGUGCAGGAGACGGGAAGAGAAAUGGCUGCAUUGUCCCACUCUCGUCUUUUCGUGGGCAUUCAUUUAUUGUGGUUCUGCGCUCUUAUCUCAGAACAUGCAGCCAUGCCCUCUUCUCCAACCCGGCUUCAGCUUUUUCUCUCUUGUGGAUGAAAAGGAAACAAUAGGAAACAGGUAAAGGACGAAACCUUGAGGAGAAGCUGAGCAAAAGUAGAGAGAAGUAGAGCUGUAAGAGAAAUAUGCAAAAGCAAGUGCAAUGAAAGAAUUUGAUUUGGGCUCAUGGAAAGAUGAUGAUGCCAAUAGAUUUAGAGCUAAAGUAAAUAUCUGGCUUGAAUCAAGUCCUUUUGGUGGAAUAAACCACUAAAUCCUGACAAUCAACUCACUCAAAUAUUAAUGAUCUCAUGAUGAACGGAGAACGCCUAGUCGUUUUAGCUGCAGAUACUGAAUGACGUUAAUCUGACGACGCUGUGGUUGUACAAUGCCUCCAUCUAGUGAUCACGGUCUGCAGCUGUUCUCACAUCUGUGUCAUAUGUGCAUCGAUUAUCUUAGAGUUUUAUUUAAUUGUUUAUUGUUCUAACCAAAGAUCUUUUUUGUGGCGUUGCCUGAAACAAAUCGAGGCCUAUUCCUGCUAGAGAGGAAGCUAUCAUUUAGAGUUUUAUUUAAACCCUUGUCUAGCCCUUUGUUUAAACACUGGGGUAAGUGAUUGGAAGCAGAAAAGGCAAUAACAUUUGAGCUCACUGGAUCCUUUGCUUGCUUCAAAAGUCAAAUCCUUUGCCUGUACUGCACAUCUAAUCAUUAAACAGUAGAUAUUUGCAUCGGGACAGUUAACGCAUCUUAAAGCCACAUUGUUGUUUGUGUCUCUUAAACAGCUAUAGUCGUUAAAACGCAUCAGACCUGACUUAUUGUAUCGUUACUUUUUCCUUCUUUGGGCACUUUAACUUUGAAUUCAGGGAAGACAGGUUCAUUUUGUUCUUAACAUCUAAAACACUAUAAUCUUAGGCUCCACUUAUACAAAUGUAAGACAAACGUGAUGGUUUGAUUUUAAGCUUAUUUUAUUUUUUUGUCUCCAUGUGAUUUAAGUUUGCUGUAGACUGUGAAAUGUUUUGUUGAAUCUUGCCUCUGUACACACUAUGGACUGUUUAACAUUAAAGCGUCAUCAUCAUAGAAAAGGGCCAUUAGUAAAAUAGUUUGUGGUUACAAACAGGUUGAAAACAUGCUAUUUUAUAAAUGCUGUUACCUGCUUGUUUUCACAUUAUUCUCUAUACAAAAGCCUUAGAUCAGUAGUGUUAAUCUAUCUUAGUAUCUAAGGUUAAUAUUAUACCUGAUGUAUAUAUUGAGAUCUUGUUUAUGGCUGCAAGCAGAGACGAUGUAAACUGUCGACUGAACUUUGCUUAGAAAUACUAGUUUGACAAAAUUUUAUACUGUGUGGAUGUUGUCUAGUUUAAUCCCAGCUGUCAUGUUACUUUAUGUCUGCGUUUGAGUGAACUGUGAGUUUGGUUUUCAGAAAAUGCCAAAGAUCUGUGUGUAGCUCUGCUGCCAUUUACAUAUUUCCCCCCCCAUGAUGCUGUUUUUGUUUUUGUACGCUGAUAAGAUUGACAAUAGAUGCCCUGUCAACCAUCA